Molecule: messenger RNA, 5151 nt
Organism: Amoebophrya sp. A120
Lineage: Eukaryota; Dinophyceae; Syndiniales; Amoebophryaceae
Source: the annotation of a GenBank genome assembly
CCAGCAACACAGCGACCAAGCAAUAGUACUGCCAAUGUGAAUGUCUUGAUGAGCGACGUAAUUAAGGGGGUAGAAGAUUGAGCAGGCACCAUAUUUGUGCACGACACGGAAAGUACCGCCGUAAAAAUGCACGAUACAGUAGCUAAAGUAAUUCUACCAUCUGGAAAUUGAGUGUUGUGGUAGCAGCUGUUGAGUAAAGUCUUUUUUUCAUACGUCAUGUUCAGUAGCCCCAUUCUUUGCACAAGAAUAUCAGUGAUCUUAAGUAAACCGUUGUGGUUGCUCCAUGAAGGAGAGCCAUCGGCAGAUACCGAAAAGAACGACAUCACACCACCUAGGUUUGUUGACGAAAAUUGCAAGAACGGGCGUUAUUCGCCAAAAGUCUCAACAGUCAUAAAAAAGAGAAAAUCAAGUAAAUGGGUAGUCACGAGCACUCGCACGGCGAGAAAUCCGCCCACGCGCACGUGCACGGUUAUUUCGCCAAGCAGGGUUUCGGGCACAACCACAACGCAGCCGGGAAGACCAAGCAUAAAGACGGCGCAGGGAUAAACAACAGGGAUUUGACCGAGCAAUUGCUGGAAGUGGAGGAGAUUGAAGAUUUAACGCAAGAUAAUGUACAACUUCCAUCUCCGACCACUGCAACAAAACAGAAACACGAUCAUGGGCACAGCCAUGGUCAGCACAAGAAGCCGGGGCACAGUCACAGCCACGGGGAAGCAGGUGCCGACAAAAAGAUGCCAGAACUGGUCUUAGUUCCGGUCGUGAAUAAACCCGCGCCGGUAGCUACCUGGCCUGCAGAUUCCACUGCAAACGAUCACCACGCACACAGCAACCCCAGCGAUCUCUCUUCAGAGGAAAAAGACGAAGCGAAACGACUCCGACUGUCCAUUGGCUUCUAUCACAGGAAAAAGUGUUAACGUUAACGGUUUUCACAGAUUGCAGUCAUGCAUCACAAAUGUAGCCCAAUAUGCAUGCUAUGCAUGACAAAUUCUGACACGUCUUGCGAUGCAUUUCUGCAUCACAAAUUCCGUUAACGUUAACACUUUUUCUUGUGAUAGCUUCGCGCUCUUCUUCAUGCUGUGUGAAUUGUUCGGUGGGUACAUCGCGAACUCCGUGGCGAUCAUGACCGACGCGGCACACUUACUAGCCGAUGUUGGUGGGUUGUUUGUCUCGUUGAUGGCGGUUUCUUGGACGAGUAGGAUUGCAACAGAGGAGUACACCUAUGGAUACCACCAAGCGGAAAUCGUCGGGGCGUUUUUGUCCAUCGCAAUGGUCUGGAUUUUAACCGGCGGGCUGAUUGUCGAAGCGUGGGAAAGGUAUUUAUUAUGUAUUAAACGAUGAUGUUGAUGUUCGGUGAGAACGAUGUAGUUGACGCGCACUACCAUUUCUUGCAACAUAUUUGUAUGGAGGAAACAACGCUCGAAGUCACAGCGUGGAGAUGAAAUAUUUUGGAUGAGCAGUCAAUGAUUGAAGAUUCAUCUGGAAACACCAUCAACACGACAGGAUACAAAAUCCAGCGGAAAUUCGUGGCGAUUUGAUGUUUGGAAUAGCAACGCUUGGCCUGAUAGUCAAUCUGAUUCUCUUCAAACUCCUCGGUCACAACCACGGCCACGGCGGGGGCCAUGGACAUUCUCAUGGCGGUUCUGCGCACGGACACGCUUGUGCUGCGUCGUCCCAUGGACACUCGCAUGGCAAAUCAUCUUCACAUGGACACUCACACGAGGCAGCAGGACAUGGACAUUCGCACGGGAAAAAAAAGGCGGAGUCCGACCAUGGUGAUCAUGACUGUUGCGGCCACGAUCACGGUGGAGGCGACCACGAUCAUGGUCAUUCACACGGCGCCGGGGGACACGGUCACUCGCACGGUAGUCACGGAAAUAAUCACGGACAUUCUCACUCAUCCCACUCACAUGGCGACAAAAAACAUCACGCCCAUCACGAAGACGACCACGAUUUAGAAAAAGGCCCAUUAACGGACUAUUUGAAGAAAGAUGGGGGUAAACGUAAACAACACGCCACUCAGGCCGGCGCAUCCGCAGGUACUUCUAGUAAAAAAACUACCGCGAGAACUAUUACAACUACAACUUCUUCCCCUUACAACUACUGUACUCAUCAAAACAACACUGCUUUUACAACGGCGCGGCAGUGGCAAAAAGCGAGCGCGCGGUGGCCUCUGGCAAGCGCUCUCUGGCAAGCAAGGCAGGUCGCGAGGUUCUGUGCGAAAGGAAGUGGAGGCUAGUUCGCUAGGGCGCCCGACUGCUGCUGCUGUUCUUGCGCCGCUGCGCCCAGGAUCGUGCGGGAUGAAAUAGGAUGGUGGACAGGGAAAUUAUGGGCAUGAGGAAACUGGCCGACAAAAAGCUCCUGCAGCGAAGAUGUCACUGGCAUCAUGCAAACCCUGCUGGCUAGCGCGACGUCUACGGAAAAAAUCGUCCCGCUGCCGCCGCUGCUGCUGCUGCGCCCUAAGUAAAAGUAGCGCUUUUUCCCUCCCGUCAAAUGUAAAACUACAUCGUUUCUACACGUGCAUGUCUCGAAAAAAACAUGCUUUAUUGAUCAAAAAUCGUCAAACUCAACCUAAAAUCAAACACUAAGGAGGGGCUGAAUCGGUGGAGCUUGUGGCAACUGGCAAUAGUACCAAGCACGGGCAACAUGAACAUGGACACUCCCACGGAGGAGGACCAUCCGCUGCGCACAAGCACGACCAUGGCCACAGUCACAGUCACGGUCACCACGGGCAUCAUCACAGCGACCACGGCCAUUCCCACGGAACUACUCCUGCUGCACCUCCCGCCCCGGCAAGCUCCUCUGCAGAAGAGACUUUCUUCUCUUCCUCUUCCUCCUCCAAAGCGACAAACAACGACCACGGCCACAGUCACGGCGCCCAUAACCACCACAAGAACUCCUCCGACGAGCACGACGAAGUUGACGAGCCAAUCGACCACGAGGCCCAGUAUCAACUGCAAGUAUGUCUAAGUAGGUCUGGAAGGAUGCAACGUUUGUCAUGCUUGUCUGGCAUGACUGAAGAGUUUGUGACGCGUGUCCAACAAGAGUAGAGAUAGACCCUUUCUCUUGUGAUGAAAAAACGCAGCCUGUGCUGCGGAAAGCGCAACACUGACCCGCGCAAAUAUUUCUCAUGCGUGACUCUGCAUUACAGAGCAUUCACCAUUCACGACUCAGCAUUACAGGUUUCCAGACCCAGACAUAUUUGCAAUCCAUACCCAGCAGUCCCUAGCCAUGCGAGCGGCGUUCAUCCACGUAAUAGGAGACUUAAUCCAGUCCGUCGGGGUCAUCAUCGCGGGGGCGUUGAUCUACUUGAAGCCGAUCAACAUCGGCUACACGGAAUAUGACAGUGCACAACUCCCCCUCGUUCUCAUUUCUCAUGCAAAAUCGACAAUUCCAGCGGGUGCAGCCUUGUAUCACUGUUAUGCAUGACAAAUUGUUCCGGAAGCUGAUGAAACAGUACUACUACGCUAGGCUAGGCUAAGGAACUUGUCAUGCACUGGCUCCACGUGUGGUGGUGUUUGUAUUGCUGUUCAUGCCAUAGUACAAAUGAGGGGGAGAGGAGGCAGUUGUGCACUUUUAUACGGAAAACGGGGUGUCGAAUUGGAACUACGCCGACCCAAUGUGCACAUUCCUCUUCGCGGUUUUGGUUUUAUUAACCACGAUACGUAUUGCAAAAAUAUCGUACUAGUAUAAAUUGCAUUACAAAUUUUGGCAAGAAGGAAAGUGGAAUUUGUAAUGCUGUUUGCCUUGGGAAAAAAAAUUGUCAUGCAUAUUUGCAAUUAGUACGAAUACGAUACUUUUGCACAGGAUACACGAAAGACACGGCGGUGGGGAUUCUCGACUCGGUGAUGAUGAAGUCACCGGCAAAUCUCUCCACGAAGAAGGUGAAAAGAGCGCUGGAGCAAGCGUCGAAACACGUUUCCUGUAUUCACGACGUGCACCUUAUCCACAGAAAAAAACACGACCCAUCCCCAUCCAAUUUGUGAUGCAAAACACGAAUAGAGUCCUUCUCCUUUGUUUGUCAUACAGAAAAUGGAUGGCGGUGGAUUUAUUUUUUCUGUGGAUACACAUCUGGUCUGUCGGAACGAUGCCGUGUUUCACCUGUCAUGCGGUGGUGGAGUCUGGGGAUUACUGUGGAGAGGUGUUGCGGGAUUUAACCAACAUGCUGGAGGAGAAAUUCGGGAUUUAUGCAUUGCAAAAGUAUCGUACUAAGUAGUAGUAAUCGCGUUACAAAUUCACUCAGCAUGGUGCCAAAGAAAUAGAAUUUGUCAUGAUGUUUUACCUUAAGAAGAAGAUCUGUCAUGAUGCAUAAUUGCAAUUACUACGAAUGCGAUUAUACUUUUGCAAUGCAUAGGAUUGAGCACACGACGAUUCAGCUGGAAGUCGAGGGGGAAUUUGACCACACACAGGAGAAGUACGGGGGAAUACACGGGCAAACGGACUUCCACACGAAUGAGUGCUGCCGGUUGAGCUCGCCAAGCGGGUCGGUCAAGGUUUCCUCGUCGCCGGUGGAAGUGUAGUUUGGAACGACGACGACAACGAGGAGCUUCCGGAUAAGUCGACAGAAAGAGGGGCGGCGCGAAGUAGACGGUGGUAUUGCAGAGGAAGCAGAUAACUACAGAUGAAGAUUCUCAUUCUUGUUAUCAUCGAGAGUGAUUCGUUCAAAGUGGUAGUGGUUGUUUGACUUGUUCACACGAAAUAGCAGUACUUACGUAGGAAACAUGAGGAGCAGCUGUACUUUUAUUACAAAAGCAGCAGGACUACAAACAGUAACAGUUUGAGUUUUGGUUUUCCAACUUCUAAAACGAAAAAUUACGCUUUUAUGUUUCUUGAGUGGUUAUUUUGGUUUUCGUUUUUCAAAAGAAUUCAGACACAGACGCACUGUAAAACUUUUGAUGAAGAACCUCGAUGGUUUCAUUCACUUAUUCGAAUCUGACGCGAACAAGUGAAAAUGGAAAAUCUUCUCAGCCCUGAGGCCGGACCCUUAACUGUGACACAGCAAAGAGUCAGCACGUAUGUGCUAGUUUGCGAGAAGAAGUGACCGAUGGGCACGAUAAGCCGUUCUUCAAUCUGGCGCCAGCAUUUAUUCCCGGACACAACUACAACAAACAAGAUAAGAAAGGCGCGUAGUACGCAGAUAAAGGCUCAACCGGC